AUGAAGCGGUUCAGCCAGAGAGUCCUCUCGAGGACGAAGGACAAGGAUUCCAAGUCCAAGAAGAAUAAGGAUGCGAAGGACGGAACAGCUUCCCCCAACUCCCAAGGCUCCCGCGAGGCCACCCAGUCGCCCGUUCUCACCCCUUCAUCGUCUACCUCAACACUUGUCAAUGACAACCGUAACAAGCCAUUGCCGCCUAACAACGCGGCCCAUGGCGACCACGGCAAUUCCAUGCUCGGUUCUCAAGGCGGCAGCUCGAACCCUGGCGUACCGGAUAGAUUCAGCAGUGUCGGGGGGCAGCAACAGAGUGCCAAUGGCGGCAGCACUCCUGUCCGUCACGGCACACUCCCUCCUACCGUCAUAAUUAGCCCCAGCGCGCCGCAUGUCCCACCUCCCGGCGCCGCGGAAACGAUGCCACACGACCUCGCUCCUCCAAAAGCCGGACAGAAAUCGCUUAUGUUCGAUCGUUUACACCAGACCCCCAAAGAUGUCCUGGAAGGACUCAGGACGCCAAAGAGGCAGAACUCGUCGCGGUUCGACAUCUCGGCCCAUCGCGAGCUCGAGAAGCUCCCGGGCUUCCACGAGGUGGCGCCCAACCACCGCCAGGAUUUGUUCAUGAAGAAGAUUGAGCAGUGCAACGUCAUCUUCGACUUCAAUGAUGCUAUCAUCACCGAGCCAAUGUAUCCGCGUGUGGUUGAAAUGUUUGCAAAGAACUUGUUCCGCCCGAUUCCUCCUCCCAUGAACCCGCAGGGUGAAGCUUUCGAUCCGGAGGAGGAUGAACCGGUCCUGGAGGUAGCAUGGCCGCAUAUCCAAGUUGUCUACGAGUUCUUCCUCCGGUUCAUUGAAAGUCAAGAUUUCAACACCAACAUUGCCAAGGCGUAUAUCGACCAUAGCUUCGUUCUUCAACUCCUCGAGCUCUUCGACUCCGAGGACCCCAGAGAACGGGAUUUCCUAAAGACGACAUUGCACCGAAUCUACGGCAAGUUCCUCAACCUGAGGUCUUUCAUCCGCCGCUCUAUCAACAACGUCUUCUUCCAGUUCACGUACGAAACCGAGAGAUUCAACGGUAUCGCCGAAUUGCUCGAGAUUCUUGGGUCCAUCAUCAACGGUUUUGCGCUCCCUCUCAAGGAGGAGCACAAGCUUUUCCUUACUAGAGUCUUGCUUCCUCUCCACAAGGUCAAGAGUUUGAGCAUGUACCACCCUCAAUUGGCGUACUGCAUUGUGCAGUUCCUCGAGAAGGAUGCUUCCUUGACAGAAGAGGUUGUUCUCGGACUCCUCCGUUAUUGGCCCAAGGUCAACAGCACCAAGGAGGUCAUGUUCCUCAACGAGGUCGAAGAUAUCUUCGAGGUCAUGGACCCGGCUGAGUUCGCCAAGGUCCAAGAGCCCCUGUUCCACCAGCUUGCCAAGUCGGUUGCCAGCCCGCACUUCCAGGUCGCCGAGAGAGCCUUAUACUUCUGGAACAAUGAGUACUUCUGCAACCUAGUGAGCGACAACGUUGAGAUCAUUCUCCCCAUCAUGUUCGCUCCUCUAUAUGAGAACUCGAAGGGACACUGGAAUAGAACCAUCCACGGCAUGGUAUAUAACGCCAUGAAGCUAUUUAUGGAGAUCAACCCGCAGCUGUUCGACGAUUGCUCCCACGAGUACACCGAAAACCAAAGCAACGCCCCCGCGAGAGAAGCCCACCGCCAGAGCAAAUGGGCUCGACUCGAAGAGCUUGCAAAGCAAAGGAAGGCACCAAGUGGAGAAACCAACGGCGCCGGCUCUCCUCCAGCUCGCAGCACCGUGAACCCGCUGCCUCGCCUAGAAGAAGUAGACGGUACGGAGGAUAAUUCAAAGAGGUUGGAUUCUUUGAAGUUGCAGGAUGGCGAUAGAAGAGAGCGACGGCCCGGGAUGCAUGAGAGGCAAAGCUCAGACAAGAAGAGCGCGGACAAUGAUGACAAGGAAACGGGACAAGCAGGCGGUAAGAAGGCGGCAGCACAACAGACAGACAGCACACAACUUUGGCACAUAGGUCUCAGGGACUUUAACCACCACUUUUAG
Molecule: messenger RNA, 2040 nt
Organism: Sordaria macrospora k-hell
Lineage: Eukaryota; Fungi; Ascomycota; Sordariomycetes; Sordariales; Sordariaceae
Source: RefSeq, a predicted model, not a curated record